AUGCCCGCUUUCCCAUCUAUCAACACCCCCGCAGAUCACCCUGCCAACGUUGGCACGCUCCCCAACGCCGCCACCGUCGACGUUGUGGUAGCCACACAGGCCCCCGCUCCCAAGUCUGCUCCCAAGGAGUGGACUAGGAGAGACACAUUUAUCAUGUUGAACCAAUUCUUGUCCUUCCGACAGGGCAGAGGUCCUUACAUCAAGAACUACCAGACCUUCCAUUGCCAGACGGUCAUCAGUCUCAUCAAAGAGGCGGGCGGGCCCCAGCGUACCGUCAAGGCCGUACAGGGCCGGCUGGACACGCUACGCAAGCAGUUCGGGAUCCUGCGCCACCUUCGCGAACAGUCCGGGUUCGGGUGGAACCCGGAGCUUCAAGUCGUGACAACGGACGAGGCGGUAUGGGAGGAUAUGCCCAAGAAAUACCGCGUUUGGAAGAACGUGCCGUUCCCCUACUACGACGUGAGCUCCGAGCAACGACAGCUCGGUGAGGGUGGGGGAGAUCUGGCCUUUGAAGGAGAAUGGGAGUCGGAUCAUGAGGGGGAAGAGGAGGAAAUGCCCAAGAAAUACCGCGUUUGGAAGAACGUGCCGUUCCCCUACUACGACGUGAUGAUGGAGAUCGAGGAGGGCGGCGGCGGUGCGACCGGGGAAGGUGUGCUUGUCAUAUUGCUCGACCCGUUGGCUUCCCAAGGUGACGCCCAGACACCCAUGGGCAACGUCAUCGAGGGCGAGGGCCUGUCUCCCCCCUGGGAGUGGGCUGACGAGGAGGACUCCCAAGACAUGCAAGGGACCCCCGCCUCGGCGCCUACACCCUCACUCCGCCACAUUUCGGCAACCGACUCGACCGGGUCCCUCGCGUCCACCCCCAAGUCCUCCGACUUGAAGCCCUCGCCAACUACGAGCCGCAACAAGCGCAAGGCGGCCGCAAUCGACCAGGAACAGGACGCUGUGCAGGUCAUCAUCGACAUCAUUCAAAGGAGGGAGCCGAACGCGCAGGCAAGGGCACGUGUUAUGCAGGAAUCCUCUGAUGUUGUUUGGGAGUUUCUCCAGCAGAAGGCCGUCGAGGAUGUGAUCUCCCUCGACGACGUGCUACUCCUCUUGGGAGCCGCCCAGCGCAAUCCGGCCGAUGCGCGCUCCAUUGUCAGCCUCUCCCGCCACCCCGGGCCCAUAACCAACGAUGUCCUGCAGAUGUGCGUGAGGUCGGUGCGAGCGACUGGCACCGUCAACACCCCCCCCCUUAUCACGUCAGCAAUUAUCACCAGCCAGGGCUCCUGA
Molecule: messenger RNA, 1272 nt
Organism: Cryptococcus wingfieldii CBS 7118
Lineage: Eukaryota; Fungi; Basidiomycota; Tremellomycetes; Tremellales; Cryptococcaceae
Exons: 5
Coding region: 1-1272 (423 amino acids)
Source: RefSeq, a predicted model, not a curated record